AUGAAAGUAGCAUAUGUAUUGGCGACUCUCAAAUUCCUGAAUUAUUGCCUCUAUACUCUGAUUGUCCCCUUCUUUCCCAUCAUAUUAGCUGAUAAAGGACUUUCAGAAAAAUGGAUUGGCUACAUUUUUAGGUAUAUACCCUCAACUCUUAACUCCAUAUUUAGUGCAUAUCCAAUGAGUAGUAUUAUUUUUACACCUUUGAUGGGCGUCUAUAUAACAAAGCUAGGUAGGAAAAAAGCAUUGCUUCAUGGAUGUGCUAUUUCUGUAAGAGAACUUUUGAUAGGAAUAUCACUUUUCGCUCGCGUCCUACAAGGAUUAGCAAAUGCACUAACUUAGCCAACUUGUAAAAAUAUAAAUUUAAUUCAUCUAGCUCAAUCCAUUUUGCUGAUAUAUUAUAAUGGAAACAUAACCAAACCGAUGUCAAUAAUGGAAGUAUCUGGUGCACUUGGAGCAACAUUCGGACCAUUUAUUGGCUCAACUCUCAAUUAUUUGUUUGGUUACGAGGGUCCCUUUAUUGUAUUUUCUAUUUUGUACAUGUAGAUAUUCUCAUUCAUGAUCACUUACAUCCCAUCUGAUGAAAACAUUCAUGAAAAAAGAGAGAAUAUGGAUAAAUUACCAUUGGCAAAGAGAGGAAGGGAGGAAUCAGAAAACUUUGAGUUACUGAUGCAACAAAUUGGAAAUACUCAGCAGUCUGCACUUAAUUAUGGCUUCAGUAUGAAAUCUUAAGAUGUAAUUUAGCCAAUGAUUGGUUAGAAUGAAAAAAUAUAUAUGACUGACCCUGACGAUGAAUACUUUAAUAAUAAAGAAUACGACUACAAUUAUGGAAGAAAUGACUACGUAGGCUUUCAUCCAUUUUUUGAUGAUUUGCCCAAGCCGAUUCAUCACAAACGAAAGGAAAAUAUACCUCCACUAAGCAAUUAUCUAAAGGAAUUUGAUUGGAUGACUACUAGUUACAGGCAGAGUUCUUAUAGAAAAGGAGAAAAGAUCCAGACAAGCUAGCUUCGAAUAUUAUUUAAAAACCUUCAAGUCUUUGGAACAAUUUUUACCUUUUUUGUUUCAACCUGCCUUUGGGUUUACAUUGAACCUAUUCUAUCUUUAUAUUUAGUCAAGUAGUAUCAAUUAGCUGACUAUACUACUCCACUGUUUUUCCUGGUAUUCUCAGUGGGGUACCUAACCGCAACUUUUUCACUGAUAAAAUCCAAUAGGCUGUAGACUAUUUCUAGCAAAGCAUAGUCUGUAGUGGCAUUUAUUCUUGCAGGAGUAUCCUAAGUAAUGAUAUCUCCGCCAUAAGAAUCUUGCAAGUAAGUUAUUAUUUUAUUAAAGACUAUUAGUGCAAUUUGGUUGACGAGUUUGGGAUUAUUUUUAUUUGGAUUCUUUACUACUUUUACAUUGGUACCCAUUUACAAUGACAUGCUGCGAUCACUUGAAAAACAUUUUGAUCUUAAUAGAAUGUCAUUAUCAGAGGUUAUAGAUUUAUGCAGUUCUUUGACAGUAUUUUUGAAAAGUGCUGCUCAAGUAAUUGCUCCAAUUAUUGGAACAUAUUUAUAUGAAUGGUAUGGAUUUAGCUACGUGUGCCUAAUUUUCAGCAUUGUCUCCAUUAUUUAUGGAUUCUUCUUAAUGAUAAUUUUAUGA
This is a messenger RNA of Stylonychia lemnae, 1632 nucleotides long. The record is from the annotation of a GenBank genome assembly. NCBI's taxonomy places the organism in Eukaryota, Ciliophora, Spirotrichea, Sporadotrichida, Oxytrichidae.